Molecule: messenger RNA, 1623 nt
Organism: Miscanthus lutarioriparius
Lineage: Eukaryota; Viridiplantae; Streptophyta; Magnoliopsida; Poales; Poaceae
Source: the annotation of a GenBank genome assembly
AUGGCGAGCCUGUCGGACUCGGCGGGCGCAGGAGGCGGCGGCGGCGGCGGCCGCGCCGGCGCGGAGCUGAUGGUGCCACAGUUCCUACUCAAGGCGCUGCACGCCAUCCUCGCCGUGCGGUCGCCGCGCCCGCACGCGCCCCCGCCCCCGGCGGCGUCGGCGGCGUUCCGGAGGCGGGACCGCUGGUUCCACCUGCCGCUCCACGCGCCGCCGCCGCCGCCCGCGGCGGAGCACCUGCCGGAGCCGUCCCCCGGGGAGCCGCUCGUGGUGGACGUGUACCUGGCCCCGUCGGGCGGCGGCGGACCAGAGGAGGUGCUCGAGAGGUGGACCGUGGCGUGCGAGCCAUGGCCCUCGCGCGCCGCGGCCGCCGCCGUCGGGGAGGGGCUGGCGGUCAACAGGGCGUACAAGCGCUGCAUCACGCUGCUCAGGUCACUCUACGCCGCGCUCCGCUUCCUCCCGGCGUACCGCGCCUUUCGCACGCUCUGCGCGUCCGGCCAGGUGUACAACUACGAGAUGGGCCACCGCGUCGGCUCCUUCGCCACGCCCUUCUCCCGCGCCGAGGAGGCGGCCAUGCGCACCAAACGCCUCGCCCCCGUCGAGACCCAGCUCGGCCGCCUCGUCGUCUCGGUCCAGUACCUCCCCAGCCUCGCCGCCUUCAAUUUCGAGGUCACUUCCCUCGCGUCAGCCGCGAUCAUCACGGAUUAUGUCGGCAGCCCGGCGGCCGAGCGUAUGCGUGCCUUCCCAGCUUCGCUCACGGAGGCCGCCGGCCCGCCCUUUCCGCAGCCCUCGCGGCGCCCCAACAGCUGGGCGUCGCCAGCGCCCUGGCCGCACACGUUGGGGCAACCGGCGAAAUUCUCGCCUCCGCCGGCCCAUUACGCAUCGCCCACGCCCUCGCCGCCGACGUUUGGCUAUCUGCACUCACGGUUUAGCGGUGAGACUGCACCAAUGAGCAUACCACAGACGGGCGGUGGCAGGGGCACUGCGCACCAUCGGAACAUGUCGGAACCCAGUAGGGCCUUCAUGUUUCCUCCACCUUCGCCAAAGAAUGUGCGAGGGGAAGCAGGGAUGCAGGAGUCACCUACAGAGACCAGUCGGUCAUUCAAGAGGGCGGAUGGCAUCCGCAUGGGAGAUCUCUAUGCAAACUUGCCGUCUGGUUCUAAGGUUAAGGACAGUAGGGAUGAAUCUGGCAGGUUCUCUGGUGUCUUCUCUUCUAGUGGUUCACCACGACUUGGUUUCUCAAGAAGUUCAAGCAGAUUAUCAAUGCAGGAUGAUACUGAUGAUGCGGAUUUUCCUUUUGCUGUGGAUGAUGUUGAUCCAGAUUCACGACCAGGGAGUAGUGGUGGAAAGGACACAGGGGAUCAGGCUGGUUCGUCAUCCCAUAAAUCCCAAGAUGCUGCUGUUGGGUAUCUUGUCCACCUGCUGAAAUCUGCACGUCCACUGCGAGAUUCUAGCUACUCAUCUCAUACAUCAAGGGGUGAAUCUAUCGAGGCAGGAAGCACCAGCUCUUUCAUGUCCCGCAGGACAUCCGAUGCACUGGAGGAGUUCGAAUCUUUCAAAGAAAUAAGGGAGAACCUGCUAGCACGUAGUAGGUCUCGGCUGCAAGAUUCAUUGGAUAAACCCUAG